Molecule: messenger RNA, 959 nt
Organism: Vitrella brassicaformis
Lineage: Eukaryota; Vitrellaceae
Source: the annotation of a GenBank genome assembly
GGGAACGAGGCAAACAGAACACAUGAAAGGAUCUGCAAACGGUCUGCGCUGAGGAAUCGGUCCACGUCUGCACACACUGGCAUGCACACACAUCGAAGGGCACCACAAUAUCGACACACCCACGUUUCCCCUUCCCCCCUCCCUCCCUCUCCAGUCAGUUCUCUCCAGCCGGCCCGACCGCACCCCACACCCGACAGCGAGCCGGGUGGGGCAUUUUCGUGGUUUCCGAGCCGCCCGUCACUCGACGACCGGAGGGAGCACGGAGGAGGACCCCUAUGGUCUUCCCUUCGUCACUCUUGUGGUAUACUCUGCAGCCGGAUGGGGCCUUUGGCCUUCCGAGGCUCAUCAACAACAGCGCCUGUCCCCCACAGCACACAAACAGAUGUGGCCUUGGUCAGUGAUCCGCCUGUGGCUGCAGUAUGUACGUACCCUUCUGCAGUAUGUGUAUCCGUUUCUGGUCCACUAGGCGGUAUGCCGCUUGGCGAGUCACCUCCAUCAGACCCCUCCAGUUGUCCACCAGGCCUUCAGCAGCCAGCUGACAGACGAUACACACACCGACGUCACGUUGCCAGCCGAGAUGAGAUGUCACUGAGUGAGUGCAUCCCCUCCCCUCCCCGGAUAUGUACCUGCCUGGGUAUCUCGCUUGGUCAGCAGGUCUUGCGAGGGCCGCGCUUCGUGACCAGAUCCAUCACUCUGGCCUCCAGAAAAGCAUCGAGUUCAGGGCCCCUCGGCAACUCGCCGGAGGCGGGCGGCGCAGGGGGAGCCUCUUUACUCUUGGCCUUCUGCUUCGCCUUGGGCAUAUCUAUCGGGCAAAUGGAUGGGGUGGGAUGGGAUGAAUGGAUCGGCUCUGUGUGCCACUGCAGCGCCACUGCCAGAUCUCUGCUCAGAUCCUUAUCUGACAAUACAGAAAGCGUAUGCGAAGGCACAGGAGAUUCAUCCGGGUUGAUUCAUAUGCGUUC